Molecule: messenger RNA, 504 nt
Organism: Lasiodiplodia theobromae
Lineage: Eukaryota; Fungi; Ascomycota; Dothideomycetes; Botryosphaeriales; Botryosphaeriaceae
Exons: 1
Coding region: 1-504 (167 amino acids)
Source: RefSeq, a predicted model, not a curated record
AUGUCAAUAUCGAAGUCGGCCAUUCUCCCCAACUACGAUCCCAAGAUUCAUGAGGGUCUUCAACUUACUUCGCCCUACGACCCCAAGAUAUCUGAGGCCCUGCAACCCGUCAUACAAGAGCCCAAGUAUUCGACAGACAAUAACUGGCACGAGGCUCCCCAAGUCAUCCUCCACGAUGAACCAAAAUUUCUUGCAGAAGAUUCCGCUAUUAGCCCGGCGUCGCCUUUUACUCCGACAACUCCCGCCCCAACUUACCGCACAUAUCCAAUGAACCGUGGAAGCGAAGACCAGAUAUCCUUGACAAGAGCACCUACCGCCGACUUACAAACAAUCGAUCUUGAAAAGAACAAGACAAAGAACAAGAAGCAAAGGCGAAUCUGCGGCUGCACACGAACCGUUUUCUGGCUUUCUCUUGCACUGGGUGUUGCCAUUUCCGUCGCAGCUUCUCUUGCCGGCGGUCUGCUCCCCGUGAGCAACAAGAAGGGCGAUUCGGCGAAUCAAUGA